GUGAUUCUAUUUACCGAUUGAAGGAAUAUAUUGAGGAUAUUGAGUUCAUGCCAUUCACUGUGAGAUGAUAGCACUUGCCAAUUCUGAAAAAUAUUGCAGAAAAACAGAAAUAUUACAUAAACAGAUAACAAUAAAUAUUAUUAACAUAGAAAGAAGGAAGGAACGCGAUUCUUAUUGAAUAAAUGGUAAUUAAGUUUAGUGUAAGAGUACAAUACGGAAUACUGUCUAUCGUUUAUGUUGCCAUAAUAUGGACAAGAUUGUAACCUAAACCGAGUAGGUUAUUUUCGUAAUUUCGUAGUGUUUAUUAAGAUGGCAAAAGAUCCAUCGAAUGAGAUUGUUCUAAGCUACUAUGACUGCCUACUAAGAGCCAGAGAUGUGGCCCUGCUUGAAGGACCUCAUUGGCUGAACGAUGUAAUAAUUGGAUUCUACUUUGAAUAUCUGGAUGAGAAAUUCAACAGCAAGGAUGGAAAGAAGGAGCUAUUUUUUGUCAGUCCUGAAUUAACGCAACUAUUAAAGAUGACAGAUCCUUCUCAGUACAACAUAUUCUUAGAUCCUCUGAAUAUAACUGAGAGCAAGUGCAUCUUCUUCCCUUUGAACAACUGCGAUAGGAAGGAUGCAGCUGGUGGAUCUCAUUGGAGUCUGCUAGUCUUUUGCAGACAGAGCAAAGCAUGCUACCACUUCGAUUCCUCGCGGGGUUACAAUAAGAGUGUUGCCUCGAAAUUUUCUAGAGAUAUAAUGAAUUGUAUACUUGGCUUGGAUAAAGCGAAUAAAAAGUUCAUUGACGUGGACUGUCCACAGCAGGACAAUGGUUACGAUUGUGGGAUAUUCGUUUUAUGUUUAACAGAUUUAAUUAUAGAGCACGUUGCGAAAACUGGGAAAGUCGAUGGCUGCAGCAUCAAUCGUGUUAAGGAAUUAACGUGCUCGAAGCGUAUGGAACUGUUGAACCUGAUAAAUAAUCUUAAACGCAAAUCUAGUUAAAAAUAUUCAUUGUAUACAAUGGAAUCUCUUGUAUCCAAAUUUAAAGAUAACUUGAGCAAGUUUAUUCUGCGGAUGUCUACCUCAGAAAUACUAUAGAAUAUCUUAACAUGCCCAAUAGAAGCAACAAACAUGUAUAUACCUAUUUUACAAGUUCUUCAUUAAUAAUUAUCAUAAUAUUUUGUUGUCAAUGUUAACAUUGAACAUUCCUAUUUAAUAUAAGUACAUGUACAAAGAA
Molecule: messenger RNA, 1213 nt
Organism: Ceratina calcarata
Lineage: Eukaryota; Metazoa; Arthropoda; Insecta; Hymenoptera; Apidae
Product: sentrin-specific protease 8
Exons: 2
Coding region: 310-978 (222 amino acids)
Biological process (GO): proteolysis; protein deneddylation
Molecular function (GO): cysteine-type peptidase activity; deNEDDylase activity
Source: RefSeq, a predicted model, not a curated record